CAAGCAGUGUGCCAAUGAAGAGCGUACGAUACCCUUGCUGUGCCAUUGUUACAAGAAUGCAUCUCCGCAUGCCUACCCCUACCAAAAACGAUCGUGGUAGAGGUGGUGUAUAUGGAGAGAGCGCCGGUGGUGUAGAAACGGUUGUGUUUCGCAGUGGGACACUCUCGCCGCCCGAAAAAUUAGACUCGCCGCCUUUGAAACUUUAGAUUAUCCAACGACCACCGCGCUUUUGCCCUUCUUGUCCCUAACCUUCCCAGCGCAACUGAGAGCUUCCUAAACCCACGUUCUCUUUUGCAGAAACUCAAAUAGCCGUGCAUCAUGGCGUCGCUAUUAGGUGCUGGCUACGAGUCGAGCGACGAUGAGACCACGCGCCCCCAGACCCAAACUACCGCGCCGACAGCGACCAAGAUUGUCGCAGCGCCAGAAGUAAAUACAGAGGACCAAGCACAUAUGCAGAUGAUGCUCGCUAAUACGUCCUCCCAAGCUCUGACUUACAAUGCAACAUACGACGAUCUCUCCCGACCCAACCAGGGCCCAGCGAAUCCUUUUAAGCCUGAUGGUCCCGCGAAUGGGCUCAAGCGCAAGAACGUGCCGACGGGAUACGCAGAGGAAGCAGCAAUCAGCGCAGCCACCUUUGCCGCGCAACACCGCACGUUCCAGAGCUUAGGAUACACACGCAACCCCGGGCUACCGGGGCAGUUUGUGGGAGAUCUGGACCGGGCGGCACAGUAUGGAGGUCGGGAUAUCGUGCAGAUGAAGCCGUCGAAAGAGGUAUCGGCAGCCUUGCGGGCCAAAAGACAAAGGAAGGGUGACUCGAGCAUUGUCGAGGGUGAAGGCGCUUAUCUGGGACCAUGGGCGAAAUAUAAGGAUGAUGACCAUAUGUACGAGGAAACGGAGGCGGCCGAAGAUCGGGAACUCGCCAGUGACGAGGAGUAUGUGGAUGAAGAGGAAGAGGAGAUCGCCCCGGCUCAUAUGCCUGCCAUGAGCAAGCAAGCGACAGACUACCAAGACGAUUCAUCCAAGGUGGAAACGACCGAGUUCCAUGGAUCCGAGCAAUUCGACUACAUGGGCCGGACAUACAUGCACGUACCGCAAGAUUUGGAUAUCGACCUCAGGAAGGAGAUUGGCAGUGUCAAGAACUUUAUCCCGAAGAAACUCAUCCACACCUGGAAGUCACAUACCAAAGCCAUUACAUCCCUCCGUUUCUUCCCUCAAUCUGGCCAUCUCUUACUAUCCUCUGCAGCGGACGGCAAGGCCAAGAUCUGGGACGCAUUCCAUUCGCGCGAGCUUCUGCGCACUUUUUCCGGCCAUUCUAAAGCUAUCACCGACACAGAUUUCCAUUCCACCGGGAAAACAUUCCUCACAGCAUCCUACGACCGCCAGAUCAAACUCUGGGACACCGAGUAUGGCAAGUGCCUUGGUCGUUUCUCUACCGGCAAGACGCCACACGUUGUUCGGUUCAACCCCGGCGCCGAGCACUCCCACGAGUUCCUGGCUGGUAUGUCUGACAAGAAGAUCGUCCAAUUCGAUACCCGCUCCGGCGAACUGGUCCAAGAAUACGACCACCACCUCGCAGCAAUCAACACCAUCACCUUCGUUGACGAAAACCGUCGCUUCAUCUCCACAUCUGACGACAAAUCCCUCCGUGCCUGGGAAUAUGGCAUCCCCGUCCCGAUCAAGUUCAUCGCAGAACCAUACAUGUUCGCCCUCACACGGGCAGCACCCCAUCCAAACGGCAAAUACGUCGCCUUCCAGUCCGGCGACAAUCAGAUCGUCGUCUACGGCGCCACGGAUAAAUUCCGCCAAAACCGAAAGAAGAGCUUCCGCGGCCACAACAACGCCGGUUACGCCAUUGACCUCAAGAUCUCUCCAGAUGGCCAGUUCAUCUGCUCCGGCGACAGCGCCGGAUACGUAUGCUUCUGGGACUGGAAGACCGGGAAGAUGUACCACAAAAUUAUGGCGAGCGGUAAGGAAGGCGGUGCGACGACUUGUCUUGACUGGCAUCCUCAAGAGACGAGUAAGGUCGUCACUGGUGGAUUGGAUGGUGUGAUUAGAUACUGGGACUAGAACUAGAGCUUCUUUUUGUCUUCAACUUUCUGUUCCCUUCUUACUAUGGUGAAAUUGAUACCAAGAUGAGAUGGCUAUACCUCCUCAACGCCAUUUGUAUCAUCCUAUAUUGUAUGUACUUUAACAUAUCUUUAUCAAGGGCAUGGGUACUUGGAAUGGACCGGGAAUACCUGGAGGCUAUAAAAAUCAGGAA
Molecule: messenger RNA, 2260 nt
Organism: Aspergillus pseudonomiae
Lineage: Eukaryota; Fungi; Ascomycota; Eurotiomycetes; Eurotiales; Aspergillaceae
Product: WD40 repeat domain-containing protein
Exons: 2
Coding region: 319-2067 (582 amino acids)
Biological process (GO): mRNA splicing, via spliceosome
Cellular component (GO): catalytic step 2 spliceosome
Molecular function (GO): protein binding; mRNA binding
Source: RefSeq, a predicted model, not a curated record